AUGACUAAGUGCUGCGAGUUAGUUUUGGAUCCUGUUCUUCCUCCUCCUAAGAAAAAAAUAAGGUCGCUGCCCAAACUAAGCAGCCAGGACGAGGACGGGCACACCCCCCACACCCAAUUCAGUGGUGUGGCCCAUUUCGAGCCGAUCCCGCAUGACCACGACUUUUGCGAGAGGGUAGUCAUCAACGUGAGCGGCCUCCGCUUCGAGACGCAGCUGCGCACGCUCAACCAGUUUCCCGACACGCUGCUCGGCGACCCGGCGCGCCGCAUCCGCUACUUCGACCCGCUGCGCAAUGAGUACUUCUUCGACAGGAACCGCCCCUCCUUCGACGCCAUCCUCUACUACUACCAGAGCGGCGGUCGACUGCGCAGGCCCGUCAACGUGCCGUUGGACGUUUUCAGCGAGGAGAUCAAGUUCUACGAGCUGGGGGAGAUGGCGAUCAACAAGUUCCGGGAGGACGAGGGCUUCAUCAAAGAGGAGGAGAAGCCCCUGCCCACCCCCGAGUUCCAGCGCAACGUGUGGCUGCUGUUCGAGUACCCGGAAAGCUCGCAGGCGGCCCGCGUCGUCGCCAUCAUCUCCGUCUUCGUCAUCCUGCUCUCCAUCGUGAUAUUCUGUCUGGAGACGCUGCCCGAGUUCAAGCACUACAAGGUGUUCAACACGACGACGAACGGCACCAAGAUCGAAGAGGACGAGGUUCCCGACAUCACCGACCCGUUCUUCCUCAUCGAGACCAUCUGCAUCGUCUGGUUCACGUUCGAGCUGUCGGUGCGCUUCCUCGCCUGCCCCAACAAGCUGCACUUCUUCCGCGACGUCAUGAACUUCAUCGACAUCAUCGCCAUCAUCCCCUACUUCAUCACACUGGCCACGGUGGUGGCGGAGGAGGAGGAUACGCUCAACCUGCCGCGGGCGCCCGUCAGUCCGCAGGACAAGAGCACCAAUCAGGCCAUGUCGCUGGCCAUCCUGCGGGUCAUACGGCUGGUGCGAGUCUUCCGUAUCUUCAAGCUGAGCAGGCACAGCAAAGGGCUGCAGAUACUGGGGCGGACGCUCAAGGCUAGCAUGCGAGAGCUGGGCUUGCUCAUAUUCUUCUUGUUCAUAGGCGUCGUCCUCUUCUCCUCGAUCGUCUACUUCGCCGAAGCCGGCACCGAGCAGUCCUUCUUCAAGUCCAUUCCUGACGCCUUCUGGUGGGCCGUCGUCACCAUGACGACGGUCGGCUACGGCGACAUGAGGUGUCGUGCUCUUCUCUAG
This is a messenger RNA of Phaedon cochleariae (mustard beetle), 1245 nucleotides long. NCBI's taxonomy places the organism in Eukaryota, Metazoa, Arthropoda, Insecta, Coleoptera, Chrysomelidae. The record is from the annotation of a GenBank genome assembly.